AUGGCGAUGCCCGCGGCCGCUCCGGAUCCAGCCAGUCCUAUGAAAUGUUCUGUGCCAAUGUUACUGGAAUAUAUAGAGGCUCCGAUCGGUUUGGACAUUCAACGGAAAUCAGACAAUGAGUCCUACUUAGUCGCUGUCAGUUCAUGUGUACUUUAUUUUAUAUGGCAUCAGGUCAGCAUUUUCUCCGGAGCGUUAUUCAUACAGCUUUCUCUGGGCUGGAAUAACUAUGUCGCGAUAGCCUCUCUCUUGCUGGUCACGGGGAUAUACACCGUUCUGGGUGGUCUGACAGCUGUUAUCUAUACAGAUGCUUUUCAAACCAUUGUCUUGACUUUAGGAUCGUUUGCUGUAGUUGGAAUAAGUUUUAAUAAAAUUGGUGGUUAUGGAGAAUUUCAAAAGAAAAACAUGGAAUCCAUACCUUCAAUCCGAAAUGAGAACACUACAUGCGGACUGCCACGAAGUGAUGCAUUCCACAUUUUUCGUGACCCUGUGAACUCUGACAACCCAUGGCCUGGUUUGCUUCUUCAGUCCAGCAUUGGUUGUUUGUGGUACUGGUGCUGCGAUCAGGUUAUUAUCCAGCGUUCCCUGGCUGCCAGGAAUCUGUCUCAUGCCAAAGGUGGAGCUCUACUUGCGGGGUACCUUAAGAUGCUCCCACUGGUGAUGAUGAUUUUCCCAGGGAUGAUUAGCAGAGCUCUCUUUCCAGAUGAAGUAGGGUGCGCGGAUCCUGAGGAGUGCAAGAAGUACUGUGAUAACCCUGUUGGCUGUUCUAACAUUGCCUAUCCUAAACUUGUCAUGGAACUUUUGCCAUAUGGUGUCCGCGGAUUGCUGAUGGCCGUGAUGCUGUCAGCCAAUAUGAGUUCCCUAACUUCCAUCUUUAAUAGCUCGAGUACUAUCUUCACUAUGGACCUUUGGAGACCCAUGCGCCCUAGAGCAAGAGAUAGAGAAUUGUUGAUCGUAGGCAGAAUCUUUAUUGUGAUCCUUUGUGUGGUCAGUAUUCUAUGGAUACCGUUGGUAAGAUCAUCACAAGGAGGGCAACUCUUUGCCUACAUCAAUGCAGUUCAGAGCUAUCUGGGAACACCAAUUGGAGCGCUGUUUUUUCUCGCUGUCGCUUGGAAACGUAUGACGGAACAAGGAGCUUUCUGGGGAAUGCUGAUUGGUCACAUGAGCGGGAUAAUAAGGUUGGGACUCGAUUUGGCAUAUCCUGCGCCCCAAUGUGGAGAGGAGGAUGAACGCCCCUCUGUUCUCGCGAAUCUCCACUACACGUACUUUGGUGCUCUAGUCGUUAUAAUCACCUCCGUCGCUAGCAUCGUCAUCAGCCUACUUACCAAACCACAGACAGAAGAAGAGAUGAAGAAUCUGACUUGGCAAACACGGAUCACUGUACACAUUAGCAAUGAGGAGAGCGAAGACGAAAUGGUCAAAGUUAAUCCUGACACUAAUUUUAAGGUGUCUUCAGAAAAAACUAUCGCGUCUGAAGAAAAUCUUGCUUCCGUGGUAGGGAAGUCCAAGAACCACCGUUCUCUUUGGAAACAUUGGGUGAAUGAAAUAUGUGGUUUGGCAUCAGAGGAAAACAAAGAAGAGAUGGUGUUUGACGAUGCGCGAGCGAAGAUAUUUUUAACUGAAAAUUCAAAAUGGCGGACUAUAUUGGCUGUCAAUUUUGUAAUAGGAAUUAGCAUUACAGGAAUUUUAUAUGGCCUUUUCCAUUAAAUUCUAAAUCAUCUGUAUUAAAAUAAAU
This is a messenger RNA of Ostrea edulis (European flat oyster), 1732 nucleotides long. RefSeq names its product sodium/myo-inositol cotransporter 2-like. Lineage: Eukaryota; Metazoa; Mollusca; Bivalvia; Ostreida; Ostreidae. The transcript has 11 exons. Gene Ontology annotation, molecular function: D-glucose:sodium symporter activity. The record is from RefSeq and is a predicted model, not a curated record. Gene Ontology annotation, biological process: transmembrane transport. Bases 1 to 1704 code for a protein of 567 amino acids. Gene Ontology annotation, cellular component: plasma membrane.